AUGGAGUCGGUGGUAUUGGCACCUGACAAUAUAUCUCUCCAGUCGGAUCGGCCCAAGGACUUUUCCCCGACCGUACGCGAACGUGAAUAUCUCGCGAACGAACCAAUCGAUAUUGAGACCCGGUUUGCGACGUCAGCCUCCAAUUUACGACGCGCUCACACCGUGGCACAGGGAAGGAACAUCGCAAAAUCAAAUAUUGGCGUGAAAGCGGUCAGGGGAAGGGUUGCAACCUCGAUCCUACGUGCCAAGGACAGCCAUGAAGUACUGAAAAAGCGUCCUGUUAAGCGCUUCGACAUCCCACAGGCCCCGCGUGAUGCGCUUGCAGAAUGGCAAGAUCUUUCUCAGGCCGAUUCAGAAUCCGUUGCACAAGGAACCGCAUCCUACAUCCUUUCCCCUCCACCUGCUCGGUCCAAGACCAACCACUUGCAUGUGCAGUCACGCAGUCAUGAUGGAAACGACCCAUCACGAUGGUCCAAUUCGCAGCUCUCUGAACUGCGCCCCGAAUUCAUAUCGGAGGAAGCUGGUGAGGACGGCGAUUCUGUGGUCACGGACGAGGCAGCCUCUGAGUACAACCGUCAGCACCAGCACCGCCAGCGCGCGCAUUCCUUCUCCACAGUAUCAGAGCAGCAAUCGGUGUCGGGGGAGAAGCGAUACGGAGAGCUUCGGAUCUUCAUUGACAGACCCGACGAUCGACCCAGGACUGCAGAUGAGUCUCGGCGCCCGACACUGGAUAUCCCAAUCCCCCAUUACCGAUUGGGAACGCCACAGUUCAAUACCGAAGGGAGUGCUGCUUUGCACAGCUCCGUAUAUUCGCGAGCAUCCUUGUCCGACAAUUUUCGCGUCUCGGGUUUCCUGAGAGAAAAUUACAGCGCUAGUCCCAGUCCUGGUCCCAAUGUCUACAUUGGGGACUCAUUUCAGCCAGAAAGGCCGUCCUUUGCUGCCUCCAUGUUCUCUGGCCAGCCAGCUAUGGAGAUGCCUCGAGCCUCAACUGCGACGGUGAAUCCGGUCUUCUACGAACUGAAGGAGCCCAUUGAGCCCUCCAUAUACGACCGCCUCUCUUCGAAAAUGCAUGACGGCUCUGUAGUCCGUUAUAUCUCUGGGACCAAGGACAUCGGCGCGGCCACUCCAGCACGCCUUGUAGCGCAGAUAUCGUCCGAGUCGUUCAUGGAUUAUGAGCUCGUGUCUGACUUUUUCCUCACCUUUCGCUCUUACCUCUCCCCCGGUAAUCUUCUCUCUCUUCUGCUCGCUCGGCUGCAGUGGGCUAUCAAUCGACUUCAGGACGAUGGCAGGAUUAUCCGCAUUCGUACCUUUGCGGCGCUCCGGCAUUGGAUUCUCAAUUAUUUCGCCGAUGACUUUGUCCCUGAUUAUGACCUUCGCGCUCGAUUUUGCGACACAAUCAAUACCAUGUACGACAACGUCAAGGCCCGGGAAGGGGGUGGGACGAGUGACUUGAAGAUCUUAAUCGACCUUAAGCGCUGCUGGCAUGGCAAAUGUGCCGCCUACUGGGACUUGCCGACAGGCCAUAUAGCUCCAGGCGCCGUCAUUGUCCCGGGUGGUCCCGACUUCGAAACAGGUCCCAAGGGCGAAGUCAAUGCGGAGGAGCACGAAUACGAUUCCACAACGCCUGAAGUCAACCAGGAACACCAAAUUGGUGUCCAGCACAGCCUCCCUGCUUUUCAACAGAUCCAGCACGAUCGGAACAAUUCCACGGCUACGGCAAAGAGCAUGCCGGCAUCUACAAGAAGCGAUCAUAGUGUUCAGGCCACGUCUUGUUCCUUGCCACCCAAAUCUCCUAAGCGCCUCUCCGUACCUGUUGCCGCAUGCAAGGCGCCUCAUCCAGUGCCUAUAAUCCCGUCUAAGCUUCUAUGUUCCCCACCCGAGUCCCCUAACGUGUCCCCAAUUAUAGCGAAGCGGCUCCCGUUCCAUGGCCAUGCGCACAAGCGCAGUGGUAGCUUUUCCGACUCCGUUCGGGAUGACAGGGCGCCUUUGUCUUUGCUGAAGCUUGAACAGCUGGCGUUCGCUUCUCAAGAGAUACUGAACCUAGGAAGCCUGAUUCGCGGCGAGCUGUAUCCUCCAGCCGAGUCGUACAUGACCAUGAUGGCGCCGCCUUCUCCCCCUUUGCCGUCGUCCGCGAGCGCUGGCGCACAGGACCGUCGCAAUACAAUAAAUGAGACUUCGAAGCCUCCUGGCUCGAGUUCAGGGAUGAAGACGAUUAUCGGGUCUAUUCGCCGAGCUCUACAUAGUAGGCACGGAGGACAAAGCGUCUCGUCGCGUGCCGCGAAUGGCCAAUGGAGCCCUUCAAUGCGGGGGAAAACAUCAGCCUUACCUAACAAUGUAGCCUUCGGAUCUGAUCUGUACAGAGACAGAAAGACCGCGUCGACGUCAAAGAGACCGAUUCGAAUCGAUAUUUUGUGCGACGAGGCGUUGCAAGAAUAUCGUUGUGCGGUUGGCGAGGUAGACUCACCCCAGACGGCUAGGGCCCCCAGACCAGAAGUGACCGAGCAAGCGAUGGAACUGGAAGGCAAGAAGACAGACCGCCCGGCUCCCGGCUUCGACCGCUCAAAGGCCAAAAGUCAGAUUACCAUGGGCAGUCAAUCUAUCGUCAUUGUGGAUGCCACCGGGGCGGGAGAUCCCGUCAUGUCUGGAGCUGUGCUGGAGCAUUCGAUGGGGCUUGAGCAAUCUCCUGGCUUUCUGAACGCUGCGUACACACGCACAACUGUCAAAGCAGCCUCUCUGCGCCCUCCGUCUCAUAGGUUGGAUCUGGCAGAAGAUCAAUAUUCCCUGCCCAUCUACUACGAGGAAGCGGACUCUGGGCCACCUAAUCGAAUCUCGAGGUUCCUCCGCUCAUCUGGAAUCUCUGACCCCCGCCGAUCAUUCUCCACGGAGCGUUUCUCGGUCUCUUGGAAGAGAACAUCUCCCUCUCUUCGUCUCCGAAAGUAUGCGUCUUUUCAAAGCGGGAUAUCGAGACAGCGUUCGGCCAUGGCGCGAGAACCAUCGCUACCGCCAGCUGCUCAUUCCAACCCUUCUAAGCUCACCGUUGGAACGCAGGUUGGACCAACGCUUCGUCGGCGCCCUGGUGGAGAUUUGCGGCAGAUGCAGACCGUGUGUGGCCUGCGGUCGCGCCCGGACUCCGGGUCAUUUGCUUCUGGAUCAACCUAUCGCAGCUCCUUCCCUGAUAGCAUGAUGAGUGGACAACAUCAUGAUGUUUCCAGGCGCCAAACGAGCCUGAUCCCUCCUAAUCCGCGAUAUGAGUUGAUUCAGACUCACUCGUCUCAGAUGCUGAGGCGCUCAUUUGAAGCUGCUAUUGCUCAGUUUGCGCAGAUUCCGGAUGAUGACGACGGAGGGAUCGAGUCAGCGUUGUUGAAACUGGAGGGAAAGUGGCCCGGGUCCCCUACCGGCGGGGAACCGGCAGGCCUCUCCCAGGGUGACAUGUGCAGAGAGCCAGACCAUCUUCAACACGGUCAGGCCCUCGGGUCGUCUGACCCUACAACAUCGGAAGUAGCUCACAGACGACCGUACUCCGACUCGCUUGCGGGAUCGGAGUCGGGGGAGUCGUAUAGCUCAAUACCCCUGCUCGAGCGAGGCCUGAGUGACGAGUCGAUGAAGAAACCCGAGCCGACCCCGGGAUCGCAGAACUCCACUUUGCUUCGGCCUAGGCUGAGCAGGAUAUCGAUUCAGGACACGAUGGAAGUUCAGUCCUCUCAUCCAUCUAUCGAUAUCGUUCAAAAGACCGAUAGCCUUGAAUGUAUCCCACGAGGGUCCACGCUGCCUGUGCCUUUAUCCAGAGACUCUAAAGACCGACGGGGACGCCUUUCAGGACUUUCGUCCGAACUUUCUGUUGAUAUUAUAGGAUCACAGGAAGCUUUCGACCCGCGGCUCUCGUUGGGCACGCAGAGUCUUGGGGAUUCCUCAUUUGGGAUUCCGCCUCAUCCUCUGGCUCACCCUCCUUCACCCCCGAUGACCAUACAGAAUCCUCGUUCAGUGGCCUCCUGCACCACGCCCAUGGAUCCAGUUCUGUUUCCGGCGGAGCCAUUAACCCCAGACCCCUCACCUAGGAACAAGAACACUGAACGGAACAAUCUUCGCCCGGUGAACACGCACCACGUCUCGGGUGAUGUACUCUCUCGAUCUGAGAUGGAUCGCCAACGCUACAAUAUCUCCCAGAACCAUGAACCAGACCAUGUCCCAUUUAUCCUCUCAUGCGAAUCCCAGAUCCUUGCUCAGCAGCUGACCAUAGUCGAGAUGGCUGCGCUCAGUGAGGUGGAUUGGAAAGACUUGGUCGAUAUGAAUUGGAGUAGCGGCUCGCCCUCCACUCGGAACUGGGUCCAGUUCCUUACCGAGGAGGAACGAAGGGGAAUAGAUCUCGUAGUGGGUCGAUUCAACCUCAUGGUGCGAUGGGUGAUUUCGGAGAUUGUUCUCGUGCGUGCGGUAGAAGAGCGAGCUAGCACCAUCAUCAAAUUCAUCCAUACUGCUGCUCACGCGAGACGGAUCUGCAACUACGCAACGAUGCUGCAGAUUGCCAUUGCUUUGUCUUCUACAGACUGUUCGCGACUGCAGAAGACUUGGGCUCUGGUGCCUCCGUCGGAAAGGCGCCUGCUAAAAGACAUGGAACUACUCAUCCAGCCUGUGCGCAACUUCCAUGAUCUUCGCAUGGAAAUGGAAACGGCCAAUUUGCAGGAAGGCUGUAUCCCGUUUGUCGGAUUAUACGUCCAUGACCUCACCUACAACGCGCAGAAACCAGCGCAGGUAGCAAACCCCAACGGAGAACCGCUGGUCAACUUUGAGCGAUAUCGCACGGCAGCCAAGAUCGUCAAGAGCCUUCUUCGACUGAUUGACGCGAGCACCAAAUACAAAUUCGAGCCUGUGCCGGGCAUCAUCGAACGUUGUCUCUGGAUCGCAUCGCUUUCCGAAGAUCAGAUUCAAAAACGCAGUAGGAUGCUGGAAUGAGCUUCUGAUACCCCAGUCGUUUUCUCUUCCUGCUUUGGUCUCUGAGAGAUUUACUGACUUAUUAUUUGCAUCUACCUUGGAGGAGUCUUGUCAUUUUGUGCAUUUGCGAUUGCCAUGGUGUACACCUAUACCCUGCAGGGAUAUCAUCUUGUUCAUAUUUUUGUUAUUCAGCUGAUCAUGCGUGAGCAUUAUGGAUGUACACUAUAUACCUGCAUUAUUUAACGCUUGGAGGAUGGGACUGAAUGGAGC
Molecule: messenger RNA, 5196 nt
Organism: Aspergillus novofumigatus IBT 16806
Lineage: Eukaryota; Fungi; Ascomycota; Eurotiomycetes; Eurotiales; Aspergillaceae
Product: mitotic regulator LTE1
Exons: 5
Coding region: 1-4947 (1648 amino acids)
Biological process (GO): positive regulation of GTPase activity; Ras protein signal transduction
Cellular component (GO): plasma membrane
Molecular function (GO): guanyl-nucleotide exchange factor activity
Source: RefSeq, a predicted model, not a curated record